Messenger RNA from Symbiodinium sp. CCMP2456, 1608 nucleotides. NCBI's taxonomy places the organism in Eukaryota, Dinophyceae, Suessiales, Symbiodiniaceae. The record is from the annotation of a GenBank genome assembly.
AUGGGCCCAUCAGAGUUCAAAGAGCUGCUGGUGCCUCCACCCGGCGAGACGGGCGCAUAUCUGGGAUUCGUAUUUGGGACGGCAAAGGAGCUCGGCAAGGGCUUCGUCCCUCUGCAGAUGAUCUCGCUGGGUGGUCGAAUGCUGAAUGUGGUCAGCGACCACGGCCCACUUGCGUCCUCUGGGAAUACGGGUAACAACACCCGGUCCAAGCUCCUCAGGAUCUCUGCGGCAGUUGGCGUGGCGAGGAUGAUCCUGGCCCCGAUGGUCUUGUACUUCGUAGCCUAUGCUUUCAAUGAGUACGUGCUCCCCGGCAUCAGAACUUCAUUGGCAUGUGCAGAUGCUUGCGCAAGAAGCAGCCUGGAGUGUCAGGUGUGGAGGAGUUUCCGAAACUGGCAUGAGCCAAAUCACAAUUUGGAUAUCUCGCCUGUUGAGGCCACGGGGCCAAAUCCGACCCAUCGCGCUUCUCGGCGGCAGCGUUCUAUUCUGCCAGGCAAGAGCUUCAAGAGGCAGAGUUGCACGAUUGGGCAUGUCUUCAUAACUUGGUACUGGUUCUGGGCUCCUGCAUUUAUCGUCUGCGCAAUGCCCACGGCCAACAACAUGUGUCUUGGCCUGUUGAUCCACCACGCGAAAGUCAGUUCAUCGAGUGGCGUUUUGAAUGUUGAGUUGUACUUUUUGCGGCUCGCGCAAUGCAUUGUGGUCAGGGCCCAAAACCGUGAACCUGCUUUCGCAGCCAUGCAGCUGGCCCGCUGCUUGCUCGUGCUGCAGCUGCUUCCUGGCAGCGCCCAGACACCAUUCACCACCAGACAAGAGUUGUACGACAAAGCCAGAGAGUGGACGAAUGGUGACCAGGCCGUGAAUGAUGACAUCGCAAUAGACCAGGGCUAUGGAGUAAUCAGUGCUUGGGAUGUGCCCCAGGUGACUGACAUGCGAUCAAUUUGUGAGAACUUUCCGACAUUCAAAUUUGUGGAGAAUAUGGCGUACAUGUUUGCGGGCGCCACAGCAUUUAACAAUGGCGCUGCAGCCCCUAACCAGCCCCUCAAGUUGGACACAGCGAAAGUGACGGACAUGGCGCACAUGUUUGAAACCGCCGCAAACUUCAACCAGCCCCUCGAGUGUCCCGGGAGCUGUUGUAAGUGGGACAUAUCGAGCGUGACCAACAUGAGACGCAUGUUCUCUGGUGCUUUAGCAUUUACCCAGCCCUCGAAUGGGACACAUCGAGUGUGCAGCCCAGUGGAGGGGCUGGUUAAAGGCAUGUUCUUGGAAGCUGCAGCCUUCAACCAGCCCCUCAACUCCUGGGACAUAUCGAGGGUGUCUAACUUGUACCAGAUGUUCAAAGAUGCUGCAGUUUUUAGCCAACGUUUGGCCUCCUGGGACACAUCAGCAGUUACAGACCAACGAGUGGUCUUGGUGGCCUUCACCACAGCUGCGAGAACAGUGCUUGCAAAGAUUCUGAAACCGACGACCACUGGUGGUCGUGUGCCCGCUUGCUGCGUCUUCUGCAUAAGUAGGAGCACCAUGGCCGACCUCAUUGGCAGUGGGCGCAGCAUCGCCGCGGCCACUACAGCGAUGCAGCUGAUGGCCGCCCCAGCCUCUCCGCAACAAAGCUAA